AUGGACACCGAGCAGAAAGCCGUACCGACGGAAACGUCUGAGCCAAAUCUCAUAGAUUUAGACCCAGACCCAGCUACAGGGGUGCUCGCUCGCGACGCCGACACUCCUGGAGAUGUGAUUCCGGAAAGAGCCACUGAACCAGGGUUGGACGCCGCAGAGAAGAUACACAGACUUGAUACCAACGAUCCCAAGACUGACAACAACCAUGUGCCGUCACCAAAAGUCCUUCCCUCCACUCCUCCACCUCCCGAACCCCCAGCUGCUAGCGAGAAGCCAUACCUCGACCCUACUCCGAAGACUCCAGCUAUAUCAAGACAUGCGUCUGUACGGUUACCAGAAGACGAGUAUAAUGAGAAAGACCCAGCCUAUGCCCAGGACACAGAGGAUAACAAUGCAGAGCUGCCUAAUCAGAAGUCGGGCAACGACCCAGAUGCAGACUCUACAUCAGAAAUACAGAGUAUCAUGGACCAAUUCGAUGAUGAGACAGCAGCUCCUUCGAAGGAAUCCAUUAUGUCUCCCAUACACGAAAUGUCAGGCCCUAUCCUUGGCUCAGCCAGUGGGUUUCCAGUAAGGAGAUCAAGCUUGGAACCCCUCCGAUCUCGGGACCUCGACACCGUAACAUCUCCAGUCAUCUCUCAUCACUCAGAAAAGCCUCUGCCUUCGCCGCCUCAAGAUGCUUUGAACCAUGAGUCAAGUCAACUGAGGAGCCCACCGUUGAAGGGCCCUGGGCACGCCUCGACAACUUCUCUUCCGGCGCAGCCACCGCCGCCAGAACCCGAACCUGAAUUACCGUUUGACUUUCACCGAUUUCUCGAGCAGCUACGGCACAAAUCGGCUGAUCCGGUCGCCAAAUUCCUUCGCUCGUUUCUAACAGAGUUUGGAAAGAAGCAAUGGAUGGUUCACGAACAGGUCAAGAUUAUAGGCGACUUUCUGGCAUUUAUCACAAAUAAGAUGGCUCUCUGUGAUGUUUGGCGAGAAGUGUCGGAUAAUGAAUUCGACAACGCCAAGGAGGGAAUGGAAAAGCUUGUAAUGAAUCGACUGUACUCCCAGACCUUUUCUCCAGCAAUUCCCCCACCACCUCAAGUUGGGCGGUCAAGAUCCAGAGGCAGGCGGAAAGAGUUGGAAAAGGCCUCGGUGCCAGGACGACGUGGCCAGCAUCAGGAAGACGUGGAGCGUGACGACAUUCUGGCGCAGAAGAUAAGGAUUUACAGCUGGGUCCGAGAAGAGCACCUCGACAUCGCUCCGGUGGGCCCCAACGGCGAGAGGUUCCUCAAGCUUGCACAACAGGAGCUUCUCAAGAUCAAGGGCUAUCGAGCGCCCAGGGACAAGGUCAUUUGCGUUCUCAACUGCUGCAAGGUCAUAUUCGGCCUGCUCAAGAAUUCAAAGAGCUCGGACACCUCAGCAGAUUCAUUCGUGCCCCUUUUGAUCUACGUGGUUCUGCAGGCCAACCCAGAGAAUAUGGUCUCCAACGUGCAGUAUAUUCUGCGCUUCCGAAAUCAGGAGAAGCUCGUCGGCGAGGCCGGGUACUAUCUCUCUUCACUGUCUGGCGCAAUCCAGUUCAUUGAAGGUCUGGAUCGCACAACUCUCACUGUCAGUGAUGAGGAAUUCGAGCGUAACGUCGAGAACGCGGUGGCAGAAAUCGCCGAGCAAAACCGUCAAAACGAGGCACUCAGCCCAAUCGCCGGGUUUGCAGAGAAAUCGUCACUCGCAGAGCCGGAACUCACACCCCGGAACUCUAUGGACGUGACGUCGACGUCGCGGAGCCCCAUCCGCAGGGAUUCGAACAGGCAAAACACCAGCUCCGGCGACGGCUCGGAUGACAGUGUUGCGGGCUUGUUGAGGACAAUCCAAAGGCCGCUUUCCACGAUCGGACGGAUAUUCUCCGAUCAGGAUACGUCGUCUCAGGAGCGCCGGCCGAGCCCGAACCCAGCCCCUCGGCCUCCUCCCCGAUUGAGUCCAAGUGUAUUCCAACCGCCACCUUCUCAACCUCAGGCCGGUGCCGUACCCUCUUACGAUGCGCAAGAAUCCGCGGCGCGUCAGGCGAGUGCUGAAGCGGCUGAAGCACGACGCAUCUCCAGAGUCGAACACAGGACUGUGGUCGACACUCUAUGUGGGAUGUUUCCGAACUUGGACAAGGAGGUCAUCGAUGACGUGGUGCGGCAGAAGGAAGGUCGAGUAGGGCUUGCGGUGGACGCUUGCCUGGCGUUGACCGCUGGGAGUUGA
This is a messenger RNA of Cladophialophora yegresii CBS 114405, 2223 nucleotides long. RefSeq lists its product as uncharacterized. The transcript has a single exon. Bases 1 to 2223 code for a protein of 740 amino acids. Gene Ontology annotation, molecular function: guanyl-nucleotide exchange factor activity; small GTPase binding; ubiquitin binding. NCBI's taxonomy places the organism in Eukaryota, Fungi, Ascomycota, Eurotiomycetes, Chaetothyriales, Herpotrichiellaceae. Gene Ontology annotation, biological process: vesicle-mediated transport. Gene Ontology annotation, cellular component: cytosol; endocytic vesicle. The record is from RefSeq and is a predicted model, not a curated record.